Labrus mixtus (cuckoo wrasse) is the source of this 9477-nucleotide messenger RNA. RefSeq names its product membrane-associated phosphatidylinositol transfer protein 2-like. Lineage: Eukaryota; Metazoa; Chordata; Actinopteri; Labriformes; Labridae. The coding region runs from base 450 to 4475 and encodes 1341 amino acids. Gene Ontology annotation, molecular function: phosphatidylcholine binding; metal ion binding; phosphatidylinositol transfer activity. The record is from RefSeq and is a predicted model, not a curated record. Gene Ontology annotation, biological process: phospholipid transport. Gene Ontology annotation, cellular component: cytoplasm. The transcript has 27 exons.
ACAAACGCCUACACACCGUGUGUACAGGACGCCUGCGUGUAAUGAUGGAGUAGCAGCCGGACUGAGAGGCGCACACAAACACCGGGGAAUGAACGCUUCUGUGUGGGCGGAGAAGGACGGACACCCGGCCGGCAGUGUAGAAUAUAAACACCAUCACGGAGGCUUGUGCGAUCAUAACGUUGCGGCUUUAACCCACAGUGAUGAUGCAUUCACUGUUUCUGCAACGUGGUGAUCCAGCUGAAUAAACCGGGACUGUAGGAGGAAGUGUGGAAAGCAUCACUGGACAUGAACUGCAGGUGUGACUAACGCUACCUCCCGCUCCUGCUGUCUGAACAUGCUGCUCGGGUAGCGAAGCCGACCAAGAGGAGCGUCUUGCCUCUUUACACUCCUUCCCCCUCUGGAAACAAACACACACACAAACACACACACUGCUCAUUUCAAGCACAGCCAUGCUGAUCAAGGAGUAUCGUAUCCCCAUGCCGAUGAGCGUGGAGGAGUACCGCAUUGCUCAGCUUUACAUGAUCCAGAAAAAGAGCCGGGAGGAGAGCUGCGGCGAGGGCAGCGGGGUGGAGAUCCUGGAGAACAAGCCUUACGAGGACGGACCCGGGGGCUCGGGUCAGUACACACACAAAGUCUAUCACAUCGGCAAACACAUCCCAUCCUGGUUCUGUGCCAUCCUGCCUCAAGCUGCCCUACGCGUGGAAGAGGAGUCCUGGAAUGCCUACCCCUACACACGGACCCGGUAUACUUGUCCAUUUGUGGAGAAAUUCUCUAUAGACAUUGAGACAUAUUAUAAACCAGAUACUGGAAACCAGGUGGAUGUCUUCAAUCUGUCCUCCGCUGAGAAGAGACAAAGGACCAUAGACCCCAUAGACAUAGUGAAGGACUACAUCGCUCCUCAUGAGUACCUGGUGGAAGAAGACCCAAAGCUGUAUCAGUCCCUUAAGACAAAACGGGGUCCUUUGUCAGACGACUGGAUUGAAGAGAUCAACCAGAGUCCGGGUCAAUGUCCCGUCAUGUGUGCCUACAAACUCUGCAAAGUGGAAUUCAGAUACUGGGGCAUGCAGUCCAAGAUCGAACGCUUUAUACACGACGUGGGUCUUCGCAAAGUGAUGGUUCGGGCUCACAGACAGGCGUGGUGCUGGCAGGACGAGUGGUAUGGUCUCACCAUCGAGGACAUCCGGCAGCUGGAGCUGGAGACGCAGCUGGCUCUAGCUAAGAAGAUGGCCCAGUACAGCCUCAACGAGGAGGGGGGGCCGGAUAUCAACGGCUCCUCUGUGAACCCGGACCAGGGAGCUGAAGUGGGUGGGUCGGCUGCAGAGACAGAGGGGGGAGUAGGGGGGAAGCUUGGAGACUCACUGGAGACACGAGGGGAGCUCACCAAGCAGUGGUCCACCUCCUCCAGGUCCUCCAAUAGGUCGUCAAAGAGAGGAGGGAGUCCAUCCCAUCAGAACAUCUCCGAGUGGAGGAUGCAGAGUAUCGCCAGAGACUCAGAGGACAGUACAGACGACGAGUUCUUUGAUGCUCACGAGGGCUUCUCUGACAAUGAGGAGAUGUUUGCCAAACAGAUCACAAAGUGGAGCUCCAACGAUCUGAUGGACAAGAUCGAAACAACAGAGGCGGAUGAAGCACACGAGACUUUGUACCAGGAGUCAGGUGGAGAGUACGCUGUGAUGAGUAACGAGGAGAGCGUCAUGGAGGAUUCGUCUCGGCAGUGUCUCCAACCAUCUAAAAUUCACGCCCUCGUUCUGGUGCUGCAUGGAGGAAACAUUCUGGACACUGGCUCUGGUGAGCAGAACAGCAAGCAGGGAGACGGAAACACUCUGAGUGGAGCCUUCGAGACUGUGAUGGGGGUCCACUACCCUGCUGCUCUGGGCCGCAUUGCCAUCCGGAUGGUCCCCUGUCCAGCUGUUUGUGUUGAUGCAUUCUCGCUGGUCUCAAACCUGAGUCCCUACAGCUAUGAUGAGGGCUGUCUGUCCAGCAGUCAGGACCACAUCCCUCUGGCUGCUCUGCCACUUUUGGCCACAUCUGCACCUCAGUAUCAAGACGCUGUUGCAACUGUCAUCUUACGAGCUAACCAGGUGUACAGCGACUUCAUUAAGUCUCUAGAAGGAGAGACUUUUAACGGCCAGGUGUGUGUGAUUGGGGACUGUGUCGGGGGUAUCCUGGGGUUUGAUGCUCUCUGCAGCAGCUCAGUGAUUGUGUCAGAAAGCCAAAACAGCAGCAGACGGGGCAGCGCCAUCAGUGUCCAGGACACAGACCUUCUCUCUCCAGGUAUCAUCAUAAACAGUGUUUCUCCCUCCUCACCGACCCUUGAAGGAAGUCGCCAUCUCAGCCGCAGCAACAUCGACAUCCCUCGAUGCUCAGGUCCUGAUGACCCAAAGAGGCAACUUCCACGCAAACGCAGCGACUCGUCGACGUAUGAGCUGGACACCAUCAAACAUCACCAAGCCUUCCUGUCGAGUCUUCACUCCAGUGUUCUCCACGGGGAACCCGGAUCCCGGCGCUCCAGUAACAGCACCAUGCUGGAAGGAGGAUCUUUGGGAAAGUUUGACUUUGAGGUGACUGACUUCUUCCUGUUCGGCUCUCCUCUGGGGCUUGUGCUCGCACUGCGGAAGACAGUGGUGCCCUCAUUAGAUGUGUCCGCUCUGCGUCCGGCCUGUCAGCAGGUUUACAACCUUUUUCAUCCAGCUGAUCCCUCGGCCUCACGCCUUGAGCCGCUCCUGGACAAACGUUUUCACAUGCUGCCUCCGUGCAGUGUCCCUCGUUAUCAGCGCUUUCCUCUAGGUGACGGACUCUCAGCUCUCCUGGUUGACACCGUUCAGAGUAACCCUCAGCUUCUGAUGGAGUCCAGCUGCUCAGUGUACCAGCGCUGCCAGGAGAAUAGUGUCAAUGAGACGUCCAUCCCUGUGCCUGUUCUUAACUGGCAGAGCUCACAGCUCCACUCAGACACUGAUUCUUCUCACUCACACAUGUUUGUGGAUGGACAGUACCCCCUGUCCACAUCACCUGGAGUCCCUCACCUUCGAUGUAACCGCAGGGCGAGUGAGGCCAGCUUAGCCAGCCAGGUGUCAGGGUUAGCCGACUCUUACACCGCCUCCAACAUCGCCACCAUUGCUUCUCGGUGGUGGGGCAGUAAGAGGAUGGAUUACGCCCUCUACUGUCCGGAUGCCCUAACAGCCUUUCCCACAGUGGCUCUGCCUCAUCUCUUUCAUGCCUCGUACUGGGAAUCCACUGAUGUCGUCUCUUUCUUACUACGACAGGUGAUGAGACACGAAAACUCCAGUAUUUUGGAGCUGGAUGGUAAAGAAGUGUCUGAAUUCACGCCGUCCAAACCUCGAGAGAAGUGGCUCCGCAAGAGGACUCAUGUUAAAAUAAGGAAUGUGACAGCUAACCACCGUGUGAAUGACGCUGUGUUCAACGAGGACGGAGCCCAGAUGGUGACCGGGCGAUUCAUGUACGGCCCUCUGGACAUGGUCACCCUCACUGGAGAGAAGAUUGACAUCCACAUCAUGACCCAGCCUCCCUCUGGUGAGUGGGUGUACUUUGACACGGAGCUCACCAACAGCAGUGGACGUAUCUCUUAUGUCAUCCCUGAGAGCAAGAGGCUGGGUAUUGGAGUGUAUCCUGUCAAAAUGGUGGUCAGGGGAGACCACACAUGUGCAGACAGCUAUCUCUCUAUCGUCCCAAGAGCAACAGAGUUCGUUGUGUUCAGUAUUGACGGAUCGUUUGCUGCCAGUGUGUCUAUAAUGGGCAGCGACCCAAAGGUUCGAGCUGGAGCUGUGGAUGUGGUGAGAUACUGGCAGGACUUGGGUUACGUGAUCGUGUAUGUAACGGGUCGUCCUGACAUGCAGAAACAGCGUGUGGUGGCCUGGCUCUCUCAGCAUAACUUUCCUCACGGUAUCGUCUCAUUCUGCGAUGGGCUGGUACACGACCCACUCCGGCACAAGGCCAACUUUCUCAAAACCCUCAUUAACGAGGCGCACAUGAGGAUCUUUGCAGCAUAUGGCUCCACCAAGGACAUCUCUGUGUACUCGUCUAUCGGCCUGUCUCCGUCACACAUCUACAUAGUGGGAAGGCCGACGAAGAAGAUGCAGCACCUGUGUCAGUUCAUACCAGACGGCUACGCCUCCCACCUCUCUCUGCUGGAGUACAACCAGAGAUCACGUCCCGCCAAGUCCCCCAGCACUCGCAUGGUCCUCCGCAAGGGCAGCUUCGGCUUGGGGGCAGCCGGGGGAGACUUCCUCCGAAAACGGAAUCACAUCUUUCGCACCAUCUCCUCUCAGCAGCCUGGAGGGGCAGGGUCAGCCUCCCCGACUCAGCCAGGCCGGACUGAGCGCACGCUGAGCCAAUGUGAGGUGGAACGGGAAAGGGUCGCCGCUGCAACGCAGAGGAGUAUGAGCAUAGCUGCGGGAUGCUGGGGCCGCAGCGGGAGCACCAAGGAGGGCAGCGUAGGGUUACAGGGCCAUAAAUGAGCUUCUAAACUGAGCUGUUGGGUUUGAAGGACCCCGCCUGUACCACCAUGAUUUCUGGACAGACCGCACACAGUCAUUUUGAAGAAGUUGAUGUAGGGUUUGUAUUUUAAAAAUUAAAAGGGAAAAAACACUUGAUUGAGCAUAAAGAAUAGGGAAACUAGAGUGGAAUCGGUCCAGGAGGAGUGGACUAAUCAGGCCAAGAGGAAAUCCGAGAAGUAUAGACAGCUCUGUAGCAUAACUCUUUACAGUAAUACUUUUAUAGGAAGCAUCACUAAUUAUACAAAAGACAAGGAUUAACUGUAAUAUUGUAAGCCUUAAACUAAUCUCGUGUAACGGGACGAACCCCCUCACCUCCAUGAUCUAAACACACACACACACACACACACACACACACACACACACACACACACACACUGUCCUAGCAUUCACACUCAUGAGCUCAGGACAAACUGCAUUCUUCAUCAGACAGUCAGACGCAGGUAAAUGCCAGCCGUGGUGCAAAGCCACCAAAGUGUUGCUUUGUUUCUGUCACAUUGUCAGCUAAAAAAAUAUAUUUUCAACACAACAGUUUACCCAAUAAAGACUGGCAAUAACAUGAAGGAAGGGUAAAGGAAAAUUAGGAAACAAAGAUUUAUGUUGUUUAGAGUCAGUUCAUCCAAAUUACCCACAAAAGGACAUAUUUCAUGUUUACCCCUGAGGGCAUCAAGCCAUGCAGACAGUUUUAGUACAUUAAUGGUGGAUUUGAUCUUACCGCAUUCAUCCAAAUACAAGAAAAAGCCUUUAGCUUCUUCAGGUUCUGGAGUGCUAGGCGAACCUUAGGAAGCUGUAGGCGAAACACAUUGUUCACUCUCAAUAAAAUACAGUAAAGUUAUUUUCAGUGUGCCACCGAUUAUUGAUUUAUUUUUCAUGGUAAAAAUGAUAUUUUCUAUACAUCAGUGUGGUAGCAAAGUCACUAGGAGCAUGUUGGCAUACUGAUAUCAUACAAACCCAUUAUCUUCCAUUGAACUAAAAAGAUUCUGAUUAUUUGCCCAAAUAUGUGUACAGAUACGAUGAUUAGACUCUUUUUUUCCAACGCUAAACUGCCUGCAUGGUGAGAUUUACUUUGAAUGAGUAAGAAAAUAUGUAUUUAAGUAAUUUGAAUGACCUGACCUUUUUUAAAUUCAGAGAGCUGCAUUUGAGAUCAUAAAGUACAACCAGAGAUGAAAGAACCUUUUGUUUAAGUCGCACGACAAUUUUGUUCAUCGCCGUUUUUAAUCACAUAACCCUAACAGGUUGCUUGUCAAGUGUUCAUUCCACCAUGUGUGACACUUCGAAGUAUUUUCCCUUUCUCUGGGCCAUCUGAUCCAAGGCCUUAAUAUCCAACAAGAUACUUUCUCCACAGCUGGAACAGAAAGCAGAAAAACAGGGCAUGCAGCAUUAAAGCAACAACUAGAACUCUGUACAGUCCACAGCAACAAUCCCUUUAUAUAGUCAUCUGCUUGCAAUACCUCCGAUCCACCUGCUGGUGGUGUUCUGUUUCCCACAUGUGCUGCUGCAGGGAGAAACUUCAGUUGUACCCUGGCUUUUUGCUCUUUUUGCAUACAGGAUAUGAAGGAUGUCCUUGGUUUUUCUGCUGAGGAGCCUGUUUUAUUUCAGGCUGGACCCUGGGAGGGAGGCAGGCAGGCAGGCAGUGUUUCCUCAUUGCUCUUGCAUUCAUUGGCCUGUUAAACAUUAAGUAUUUCUACCAAAUGGACCGAAGAAUGGACAAGAAAAGAAUUCAUCAAGUAUUCAAAAGAAUGGAUGAACCUUUACUUGAUGAACAUGGAGGUAUCCUGAUCAGAGCAAACAUAGUGAUGCUUUAAUCGACUGAACUAUUCAACACAAAGGAGACAAAGACGAAGCCACUUCACAUCCAAAAAAACACAAACCGUGCACAAAUAGUCAAGAUUUUCAGGUUCUUAUACCAACCUUGCUCACUUUAAGGUCCACAAUUAUUCAUGUCAGUUUUCCAAAAAAGUGACAUGCUUUUGUUUGCUUGCUGAUGUUUUUCCUUAUAUUCAUACUGGCAUUAGAAAUAUUGAGUGAACCUAAUAUUGGGGCUCAGUAGUCUCAGUCUAAUCUAAACUUCUGGGUUUAUUCUAGAAAGAGAAAAAACACCUCUUUUAAUGAACAUUAAACUGUUGUCUUUACGUAUCUGAAGUCAUAACUGUUUGAGUUGUUAUGCUCAAAUAUACAUUAGGCCUACAAGGUAAGGUCAUUCAGUGUACCUAAAAGAUCAAUUUGUGUCAUUUUUUCCGUCCUGUUCUGUCUUUGCCACCUGUGGUGUACAACAAGGCUCAAUCCAAGGUCCCAUUUCAUUUGAUUAUAUAUUCUUUCAUUAAACUAAACAAAAAGUCAAAACAUUCUUUACUUCAAAACUAGACUGAUGGCUUUUCUUAAAAACCAUUAGAAAAACAUUAUAAACUGACCUUUUUGUAAGUGAUCUGAUGUGAUCUAAGCCAGACUUUGCAGGAAAAUCCUUUACUGUAUGUUUGAAAAAUACAGUAUAAUGUAAAAGGUUAUGGUUUGGGAUAUAUCUUGGGAGUCUGUUAAAUUUCUGUACACAUGCCAAAGAGUUUUGACACGCAAAUAAAAAAGUUCACUUAUAACCCCCCUCAUUAAAAAAUACAAAGUAGGUGUCAUAAUGACCAGUAUGAGCAUGAGAAAUAACUAAGGCAAGCAAACCUAUUUUCAUUUGAUUAAGUGGGCACCUGUUUGUUGUUUUUAGUAGGACUUGUACAGAGAGUUAGGUUGUGUUGAAUGGUUUUAAAUCUGGUUCACUUUAUUUAACUAUGCUGUUGUUUUAUUCUUAGCUUCCACACAACACAGGAGUGUGUGUUUCCACUCUGUGUGUGAUCAGUAAUGUCUUCUACCCACCACAAGAGCCAAAAUUAUUGUUUAAUACUGUAGUUAAUCAACUGUGUAACCUCAUUGUUGUUUUUUUGCACUAGUUUACAGUGGAAAUAAUCUGUAGUGACCAUCUCAUGUUGCUACACUUGGAUUACAGUGUAGUGAAUGACACUUUUUGUUUAUUUCAGGGUAUACUGCUUCUGCAGGAGUGCACAUGUCUGUACAUUUUGUCAGGAUUCAAAAUAAUGUCAGUAAAUGUGCCAAACAGUAUAUAGGUGUUGAGUAUUUAGGCAAGGGGUUUUCAAAGUCUGACUCUAAGACCCCCCCACCCCCCGCCCCAAACAUCCCUGUCUCUUAUUGUUUUCUCUAUCCUAACUGUGUGAUAUUUAGUUGUGCUCACACUACAGUUCCCACAAUACUUUUGAUAAUGUAAUGAAUGAAAAUGUGAUGAUCUAGCUAUCAGGGGUUCCAGUUAAAAUUCUGCCCAUGAAUACACAACUUUGAUAUUGAAAAAAGAGAAAAACAGAAAUGUCAUGAUUUCUAGGCGUUUACUCGAGUUAUGAGAUGAUUUAUUUUUUGGUUGUUUUCUGAACAGAUGUUUGGACAUUUAUACCUAAUAGAACCCUAUUAUUAUUAUUAUUAUUAUUAUUAUUAUUAUUUAUUGUUCUGCUUUUCAUGCCUUUAUUCAGAUAGGACAGUGGAUAGAGUCAGAAACUAGGCAGAAAGAAAGUGGGGUAUGUCAUGCGGGAAAGGAGCCACAGGUCAGACCUGAGCCCAGGCUCUUUAUUGUUAUUUAUAUCCUGUGAAAAUUUAACUAACCCCAAAUCUGAAAGUAUUUAUAUGAUGUCAGUGUGUUCAAAAAUGAACUAGCUGGAACUCAGAGGAAAGAGUGCAAUUUAUCAAGCAACAUGUGAUGGAGGCCCCCCUCCCAAUUUUUUUUUACUUAGAAAUGGACUUAUGGAGGUUUACGGUGGACAUUAAAGAAAAUAAUGUCCUUGAAAGGAGAAGCUUAUUUUUGCAUCUCUGCACUCCCCCUUCAUUCAGCUCCCUAUCCUCCACUUGGAAAGUCACCGCACGUUUUGAAAACCCCUGAUUCAGACAAUGUUCAACCAUUUAUUACAGUGAGAAAGGAAUAAGAAUAUAGAGCAUUUACUGAUGACGCUGGAUUUUGAUUGUUGGUGGCAACACAUUUUUAAGUCAAAUGUUGACCAUUUAUGAAAAACUAAAGUGGCUUUUAACAGAAAACUGAAGAUGUCCUUUAAUUCUGAGAGCAGAGAUCGAGGAUUGUUGCUGUAAUAAUGGUCUAUAAGCUAUUUUGCAAAAACUCACUGACUUUUGCAUUGAGUUUUUGUUUUGCUGUGAGUGUCAGGUUUUUGGCUACAGACACGUUGUCCCCCUAAAGCCGUUUGGCUGCUGAGUUGAAUGUCCGCCCAUUUGGAUUCUGAGACUGUUCAGGAGCUAUGGCUGUGUCAAUGUACAAACUGUAAAGAUGUAUAUGUAGGACUUAUAUGUAUGAGAGUUAUUUAUUUACCUAAAGGUCAUUAUGUUACUAUGGAAAUUUCAGGUAAAAUAUGUUUGAAAUAUGUAGCAUCUUAUUUGUCACUUUGGUGGUCAUUCAGGCUAUGGACCAACACAGGAUGUUUUUUUGUUUUUUUUAACCAGUGCAAUAUUGUUAUUCCAAUCACAUCCAGGCAGAACCGCUAUCACAGCAGGGGCACAAUCUACAUCAAUACAAGCUACAAGCAACUCACAGUCUGAAAUCAUACACACACCACCUGCUGCUGUGUUUCACACCUCGUAAGAAGUCUUUGUAUUCAAGCUCAUGUUGAACUCUGCUGCCUCUUUACAACAAUACACUGCUGAGCAUUUUAUAGGACUUGCUGUACCUAUUUUUCAAACUCAAGUAUUUUACAAACACUUUGAAAUAUAACUGGAGACUGUUUUUUCAGUCAGCAGUGGGUGCAUGAGGAAAUAAAAUCCCAUAACCAAGCAGCUCUAUUUAACAAGCUGUUGCAUGUAUUCCAGCCAAAUUGGAACUAAUUAACCGUCAUGCUAAACAAUAAUAAACGGAUUGUCUUGUCCAAUAUGUCCUCCGUUUUUUCUGAAGCAUAUAUUAAAGCGUUUGCUGAAAAUA